AUGUCUAAUGAGCAUCGUUCCGUUCCAAGUCCGAGUGGCAUUCCGAGUCCUACCAUCACCAAUGAAUCUGACAAUCCAAAUAGGUCUUGUGCAUCACCAAAUCUGACAGAAGUUACUUUGAUCCAGCGACGCGCAGCUUUGAUCCAGUCCAACGCGCGUGAAGCCACCGGGCGAGCAAUGUGUGCCAUAUGUGGGGAUCCCUGCAUCCAACCCAAAACAUCUCCGGUGAAAUUGAAUCUGGAAACCGAUUCCCUCUCAGAGAUGAACGAUCCACUUAAGAAAAAUAGUGUUUCUGGAGACACGAAAGAAAAGCAAGCAAUGGCUCAGCGACUAGUCCGUUUUGGUGGCAUGUUGGUGUGCACCACGUGUAUCGAGAUUCAAGCUGCUGAUCUGUAA
This is a messenger RNA of Echinostoma caproni, 396 nucleotides long. NCBI's taxonomy places the organism in Eukaryota, Metazoa, Platyhelminthes, Trematoda, Plagiorchiida, Echinostomatidae. The record is from the annotation of a GenBank genome assembly.